Paramecium pentaurelia is the source of this 1495-nucleotide messenger RNA. NCBI's taxonomy places the organism in Eukaryota, Ciliophora, Oligohymenophorea, Peniculida, Parameciidae. The record is from the annotation of a GenBank genome assembly.
UAUGGAUUAAAAUCCUAUCCCUUUGCCAAAGGAGUACCCUGUUCCUAAUGAUUUUCAUUUAAACCUUAGAAAGAGAUUUCUAGAUUUCUUCAAAGAAUAGUUAGGAGAGUAAACAAAAAAUAGUAUAGUAUUUCUCAAAGGGGCAGAAACAAUAGAUAAACAUGAUGAUGGUAAAAUAUAUUGUAUUAAUUACUUUUAGAUUAAUAAUAUCGUGUAGAGUAAGAGAGCAAUUUCAAAUAUUUAUUUGGUUGUGAAUUAUUGGAUUGUUAUGGAAUAUUGGAAGUGGAAUCAGGAAAAGUGACAGUUUUUGUACCAAAAUAUCCUGAUUCAUAUAAAAUGUGGAUGGUUGUUUUCAGUAAUGAAGAAAUCAAAGAGAAAUAUAGAUUAGAUGAUGUAUAAUAUGUUGAUUAAUUGGAAUCAUGGAUAGAGAAAAGAACACCAUCACUUAUAUAUAUUUAUAAAGGAUAAGAUUCUGAUUCUAAAUUAAUAUCAUCAUAUCCUGAUUUUCCAUAUCUAUCUAAGUAUAAAUUAAAUGAGGAAGAGUUAUAUUGGACAUUAAAUGAAUGUAGAGUUAAGAAAACUGAUUAAGAGAUAGAAAUACUUAGAUAUGUUGCUUUAUUGGCAAGUGAAUCACAUGAAAAUGUUAUGCGUAGAAUCAGACCAGGAAAUAAAGAAUAUUAAAUGGAGGCAUUAUUUAAAUAUCACAAUUUUGUAUAUAGUGGAUGUAGAUUUACACCAUAUGAAUGUAUUUGUGCUUCAGGAACAGGAGGAGCAACAUUACAUUAUAUUGAGAAUGAUAAAACAAUUGAAGAUAAAUAAUUAAUAUUGGCAGAUAUGGGUGCAAGAUAUUAUGGAUAUAAUAGUGAUAUUACAGUAACAUUUCCAAGUAAUGGUAAAUUUGAUGAAAAAUAAUCAAUUAUAUAUAAUGCUGUUUUGGAUGCUUAAAGAUAAGUUCAUGCUUCUUUAAAAGUAGGAAUAAAUUGGGGUGAUAUGCAUCUUUUAGCUGAAAGAGUUAUUACUUAACAUUUAUUAGAUGCAGGUUUACUUGUUGGAACAAUAGAAGAAUUAAUGGAAAAUAGAAUAGGUAAGAUCUUCUUUUGUCAUGGAUUGGGUCAUUUAUUAGGAAUGAGAACACAUGAUGUUGGUGGAUAUAACAAAGGUUGUCCUCCUAGAAUUCCAGGUAUUAAAUUUAUUCAAAUUUUAGAACUUUAAUCAUUAAGAUUUAGAAGAAAUUUAGAAGUUGGUAUGGUAUUUACAAAUGAACCUGGAAUCUAUUUUGUUGAUUUUAUUAUUUAAGAGGCAUUUAAAGAUUAAACUAAAGCAAGAUUUUUGAAUUAAGAAAAAAUUGCAGAAUUCAUGUAUGUAGGUGGAGUUAGAUUAGAAGAUGACAUUGCUUUAACAGUAAAUGGUCCUGAAAUAUUAAAUUUGGUUCCAAGAUCUAUAGAAUAAGUAGAAGCAUGUAUGAGGGGUGAAGAUUGGAAAUUAAUUCAAUGAA